CAUCUCUGGAACGGAAUCAAAUUCUCGCCACUUUGGGUAAUUCCUCUGUGUUGGGUUCUUGAAGGACGCGAAGUCGCUCGUCACUCAAUUUCAAGUCACAAUCACUUCAAUCCCCACCUCCUGGCCCCCUUGACUCGGUCAUUGUAUCACAAAGUGCACCUUGACAGACGGUAGAAACGAGCUGUGUCCAUAUAUAGGAGCUAAUUUGCUGGCCGUUCAGCAUCUACGAUUUGUUCGCGCGCACCGUCACCGUCACACUCCACAGUACUGCUCGGCUCCUCCAACUUGGCCCUUUGUCAUAGAUCAUCAGUCUUAGGAGUGGCCAAGUGAUCCUUUAAGACUCAACAUGGGAGCGGCUCUGAGCUCCUGCUGCGGCGCGAGGCGGAAGAAUAGCUACGAACCAUUACUCUUGGAGACGGAACGAGAAGCAGUCGCGGAUUUAUUACAAUAUCUAGAGAACCGGAGUACCACAAACUUCUUCACAGGAUCUCCCUUGGCAGCUCUUACCACUUUAUCGUUCUCCGACAAUGUUGAUCUUCAACGCUCAGCAGCACUUGCAUUCGCAGAGAUCACCGAAAAGGAAGUGAGGGAAGUCGGAAGAGAUACACUUGAUCCAGUACUCUACCUCUUGACUUCCCACGAUUCAGAGGUUCAACGUGCGGCCAGCGCGGCGUUGGGCAACUUGGCAGUCAAUGCGGAGAAUAAACUCCUCAUCGUUUCUCUGGGCGGUCUUGAACCUCUUAUCCGACAGAUGCUCAGUCCAAACGUCGAAGUGCAAUGCAAUGCCGUGGGAUGUGUCACAAACCUUGCGACACAUGACGAGAACAAGACUCAGAUUGCCAAGUCUGGUGCUCUUGUACCCCUCACUCGACUAGCCAAAUCAAAGGAUAUGCGAGUGCAGCGGAACGCAACCGGAGCAUUGCUCAACAUGACACAUUCGGAUGAAAACCGUCAGCAGCUCGUCAACGCCGGCGCGAUUCCUGUCCUCGUCAGCUUGCUCAACUCGCCAGAUACCGAUGUGCAGUACUACUGCACCACAGCGUUGAGCAACAUUGCUGUAGAUGCUGCAAAUCGUAAAAAGCUCGCCCAGGGCGAACAAAAGCUCGUUCAGAGUCUUGUGGCGUUGAUGGACAGUCAGAGUCUGAAAGUUCAGUGUCAAGCCGCGUUGGCUCUCCGGAACUUGGCCAGUGACGAAAAAUACCAACUGGAGAUUGUCAAAGCAGACGGUCUCAAACCCCUGCUUAGACUUCUCCACUCCUCUUAUCUCCCUUUGAUCCUCUCCGCUGCUGCUUGUGUCCGAAACGUUUCUAUCCAUCCCGCAAACGAAUCACCCAUCAUUGAUUCUGGAUUCCUCCAGCCGCUCAUCGAGCUCUUGUCAUUCGACGAGAAUGAGGAGGUUCAAUGCCAUGCCAUCUCAACCUUACGCAAUCUCGCCGCGAGCAGUGAGCGGAAUAAAGGUGCAAUCGUGGAGGCCGGCGCUGUUGAGAGGAUCAAGGAGUUGGUCUUACAGGUUCCACUGGCCGUCCAGAGUGAAAUGACGGCGUGCGUGGCUGUGCUGGCUCUGAGCGACGACCUCAAGCCUCAGCUUUUGGAGAUGGGCAUUUGCGAGGUUCUGAUCCCAUUAACCAAUUCGCCAAGUGUUGAGGUUCAGGGUAACAGUGCUGCUGCUUUGGGUAACCUCUCUUCGAAAGCCGCCGAGGACUAUGCACCGUUCAACGCAGUCUGGAACAAGCCUGAUGGUGGACUGCACGCGUACUUGGUCAGAUUCUUAGGCAGCGCAGACAUUACCUUCCAGCACAUCGCCGUUUGGACCAUUGUCCAGCUCCUCGAAGCUGAGGACGACCAAUUGACUGCAAACAUCCGUAACUCUUCUAUCCUCAUCGCUUCAAUCCGUCAACUCGCGUCCUCACCACCGCCUUCGAGAGCCGGUCAGAGAGGUCAAGAAGGUACAGACGAUGACUUUGACGAUGACGGUAUGGAUGCAGAUGGCGAAGGUGAAAUUGCAAGCCUUGCUCGGAGAAUAUUGGAUCUCACGGAGGAUGGCACUGGAGGGAAUGAUCAGUCUAGAUUUAGCAACAAGACCGGAGGUACGACGGAUGAUCAGGUUGUCGGAAGUCAGGGAUCAGAUCAUGCUGCGCUGAGGGCGAGCGUAAGGCAGGCGUUAGGGGGUCAGCAUUAGGUGACAGCACGGAGGUGAUUGCCGCAUUUCUGCGCGUGUGAGCCCAGUUGCUCUUUGUUUUGUUGGGACUUCUUUCUCAACACUUUCUUCUACACCUUUUGACCAAAGCGUUGAUAUUGAGUACACUCUCUAUGCAAGUUGGAAAACUGUAAAGCUGGAUGUGAUACAUGUGAUACUAGGC
Messenger RNA from Kockovaella imperatae, 2360 nucleotides. Its product is annotated as vacuolar protein 8. The transcript has 11 exons. Lineage: Eukaryota; Fungi; Basidiomycota; Tremellomycetes; Tremellales; Cuniculitremaceae. The coding region runs from base 347 to 2179 and encodes 610 amino acids. The record is from RefSeq and is a predicted model, not a curated record. Gene Ontology annotation, biological process: nucleus-vacuole junction assembly; vacuole inheritance. Gene Ontology annotation, molecular function: protein-membrane adaptor activity; protein binding. Gene Ontology annotation, cellular component: fungal-type vacuole membrane.